UCUGAACUUCACUGAAUAAAAGAUCUCUUUCAGAAUCCAUGGUAGGAGGAGCAAAUGAGAACUCUUGUUUAGUGGAUCAGUCUUAUUCAGAAGCGUUCUCAUCACGCAGGAAUCGCUUCUGGUAGCACAGGUAACCGAGUAUAGAUAGCUGAGAAGUUUGAUCGCUUCCUUAUUGAGUCAUACAUAGAAGACAACAAGAUGGUCGUCAAGUGGUGUACAAGCACUCCUCAUUGUGUGAAUGCAAUACGAGCUGAUUUCAUAGAUCAAAACUGAAAUGAAGCUCAACUCAAAUCCUGUGUUUUGUCCAAAUGAUCUCAUAGCAGAAAAAGUUUGCCUCUAUAUCUGACUAAUUAUUUUAUGUUCUUAUAGUUGUUAUACAACUCUACUUGUGGCUUAUUUUUCCUUGUACUAGACUUCUAAUACAUAGAUCUCUGGUAUUUGCCUCUUGAUGCCUUUGAGAUGUAAACUUGCAAGUGAAGAGAGUAAUUUAUUAGUGGUUAAUUUGAUAGCAACAGAACCAGUAUGAAAAGUCUGGCUCAAAUGUUAUGUGGUCAUAGAACUUUUGGAUAUACAUGGGAUUAAAAGAGGUCUAAUAUAGAUUCUAGUUUCCAGUCUUUGAUAUUACUACAUACAUUAAAAAUAGUUUCAUAAAAGUUUUGAUCACCAAGUGCACUUUCAACUUUGGAAAAUUAUUACUCAAAGAAAAAAAUUGUUUUAAGUUAAGGUUGAAGACAUUAUUAAGAUGUUAAAUAUGAGAUACAAAUAUGUAUGAAGAACAAGAGAGAUAUUUGCGAAGUCAAAAGCCAAUCGAAUAAAAGAUAAGCAUAAAUAGUUAACAACUAACAAAUAGUGGAAACAUGCCUAAAAUCAUUUGCCUAAUAUUCAAGUGGUUUAUAAAAGUCUUUUGAUAUAAAUAUAUAUGUUUGAUCAUAGUUUUAAUAUUUUUUAUGGAUAUAUCAAGUGUUAUGGCCUUGUGGGACAAGGACAACAAAUGCUUUGACAAUAUGGUACAUUCGUUUAAUUAUCUUUUGACAAAACAAAAGAUAUUUUUAGGCAGUAAAGCUAUGUGAAAUGAGCUAUGGAGGAGAAUCAGGAGAUUUAACUAUCUUUAGGCUUGCGUGCCUAAUAUUCCAAUGUAUCUACAACCUCAAAUACAUUUAACAAAGAAUGUUCACGUUCAAUGUAAUACAGUACAUGCAUUUAGAUACUUCCGAAAAAAAUCAUAGAAGCUUCCACUAGUUUCAACCACGUGGGAAGCACCCCUCCACAUAUCACAUAAUGAUCACUAGUCUUUUGAUAUUUUGUUUUUGUAUAUAAGUGUGCAUUAAUAAGAUCAUUUAAACAAUCCCUCAAGAUGCUCUAGACCCUUCAAUUUCCCGUCAAAAUCUCUAUCCAUAUUUUGCCAACCAAAAUCUACAAACACACAUUAUCCCUCAACUUUCUUAUUCAUAGCAACCAAAACCCGAAAAAAAAACUCCCUAAACAAAAAAAAGUUGGAAGAGAAUUUUAUCAUUAUUCUAUAACCUUUUUUUUUUUGAAGAAGUAUAACCUUCUUUCUUUUUAAAAUCAAAACAUUAAUUUUACUUUUGCGACAAAGAUUUGAAGGAAGAUAUGAGGAACGAAACGGGUGGUACCAUGGUCGUUGAUCUCCAAACCGAUCCAUAUACCAUUAAUCACCAUCCCUACGAUCAUUGCGACAAUGGUCACAAACCGAGGCCAUUAUUGAAAGCUGACCACGACGGAAUAUGCCCUCCUGAAGAUCCCAUCAUUAGUGACACCAACCUAACUCACCAGCGGUUUAGCAGUGUCUCAUCAUCGAUUAUGAGCAUCGGUCCGAACAGCGGAGAAGGUUCUCCAUGCGUAAUGUCUCCUUGGGCUCGUGUGUCGCCACCGUGGCCUGCGGGUUUUAAUGAAGAAAAUUCUUUAGAGACCAUUGGUCUCAUUGGCUCUAUUGUACGUGAAGAAGGGUAUAUAUACUCGCUAGCGGCUUCUGGUGACCUUCUCUACACGGGCUCGGACUCUAAGAACGUUAGGGUUUGGAAGAAUUUGAAGGACUACGCGGGGUUUAAAUCAAGAAGUGGGCUCAUUAAGGCUAUUGUGAUAUGUGGAGACCGGGUCUUUACAGGCCACCAAGAUGGUAAGAUCCGGAUUUGGAAGGUUUCUACAAGAAAACCGGGUAAACACAAACGGGUUGGAACGUUGCCCACGUUUAAAUCGAUGGUCAAGACCUCCGUGAACCCUAAGAAUAUCAUGGAGGCACGCCGCAAUAAAAACUCCAAGAAAAAGAAGCAUAAGGACGCCGUGUCGAGUCUUAGCAUGGACGUGGAGGUUGGUUUGUUGUACUCGAGCUCUUGGGAUAGGACGAUCAAAGUGUGGAGAAUCUCGGACUCAAAAUGUUUGGAAUCUAUACAGGCGCAUGAUGACGCGAUAAACUCGGUGAUGUUCGGUUUCGAUGACUUGGUGUUCACGGGAUCUGCGGAUGGUACGGUUAAAGUGUGGAAACGUGAGAUGCAAGUCAAAGGAACUAAGCAUGAGUUGGAACAAGUUUUGCUCAAGCAAGAAAACGCGGUAACCGCAUUGGCUGUGAUACCAAAGUCUUCGAUGAUAUAUUCCGGUUCAUCGGACGGUUUAGUGAAUUAUUGGGAGCGUUCUAAAGGUAUAUUCAUCGGUGGAAUACUCAAAGGGCACAAGUCCGCCGUGCUAUGUCUAACAGUAGCGGGGAACUUGUUAUUGAGUGGGGCUGCUGACAAGAACAUAUGUGUCUGGACGCGGGACCCGUCUGAUGGGUCUCAUCAAUGUGUGUCUGUUUUGACGGGACACAUGGGACCGGUUAAGUGUCUAGCCGUGGAGGAGGAACAAGCUUACCGUACAGGAGUUAAAGCAUCUACGGUUAGUGAGGGAGACAGGAAGUGGAUUAUAUAUAGUGGAAGUUUGGACAAGUCGGUGAAAGUUUGGCGUGUGUCGGAUAGGAUGGGGACGUGGAGGGAAGUGGACGAGCCAUCAGCAUCUUCAGGGCGGAAGAGCUCUUUGUCACCACAUGGAGGGAGUGGCGCGUGGAGUUCAUGUGAUUUGGGAAAAUAAAAAGGAAUAAUGUAUCGGAGCAUAGUGUGAUUACUUACGAAGAUGUGUAUCAGUCACGAUGACCGUCGUCACGACCGGGAAAGAGUGGAAGGACUGUGUUUGAAUUUCGUGGCCUUAAGUCAGCUAGUGAGGGAGUCAAAGUCAGGUUGAUGGUUUUCACGUAAUGAAUUUUACUUCUUCAUUUUUUUUUUGCUCCAAAAGAAAAUAUUUGUUUAAAAACGAAAUUAUACUAUUUACCUUUUCCCUAAAUUUGUAAAGUAUAAAACAAAGACUAAAUCAAACAUGUGUGUUGUCUUUGUGUUCUAUAUCGUGGUUGCAACUUUAUACUUUGGAAUUUUGGUGAUACGUGGUUUUUACUUUCGUUAGGGUUUAGCUUUCUAAAUUUCAUUCAGGAAUAUUGGUUCUUGAGAAAUUAUAUGCUUUUGUUAUGGCAACCAGAUCGAAAUGAUUGAACCAAAAUACUUGUUUGUCAAUAAUCAAAUUGUAGUCAGUUUGAAUUUGUUGUGUAAAAUAGGGUUUGCAGACACUAGACAUAUGAACAUCGCUCGUCGUGCAAAGUGGGUUGUUGUGAAGAUAAUGCCUCGCCAACAUGGUAAAAUUUAAAUGUCAUUUUUUUCUAACUAAUCUAAAUAAUUAACAUGUAAGCAGCUAUUACCACCAAAUAUCCACCUAAAGUCGUUGGAAAUUAGUAACCAGUGAAUUUGAAAUUACCAUUUAGACAUAAUUAUUUUGAUAUACGAAACACAUUACUAAUCACAUAGCAUGGUUCAAAAAUCAAACGACAACAAUAAUUGGAAAACAAACAUAAUUCAUAAUUAUGAACUAAUCAUUUCGUAAAUCGUAAUCAAUCAGUAAACCGAAACACAAUUCCACAGCCGAAUCAUUCAUUAUGUAAUUAUAAGCAUCCGGUUUUCUAAGAACCGCGUAAUUCCGGUUAUUAGAACAUGAUGGAUGGUUAUUAGAAAUGAAUAUGGUUUACGAAACUACCCUCUCUUUGACCCUUUCGCAACGCAUCGUUGUCAACUCCCAACCCGCGUUGACGGCAAUAAUUUUCCCGGAAAAUAAAUAUUCAAUUUCUUUAGGUGCAGAGAAAAAUCAAAACACAAAGAGAGAAGGACAAUUGUCAAUAAUAGCACCUUUUGAAGUCUAUGUCUCAAAAAGGGCAUUAGAAGGAGAAAGUCACAAAAAUGACAUUCAUUAAAGAGUAAAAUAUUCUUACUACCCUUGGUUUAAAAUUAAAUAAACAAACAAAAAUAAAUAAAAAA
This is a messenger RNA of Brassica rapa (field mustard), 4346 nucleotides long. RefSeq names its product protein JINGUBANG-like. The record is from RefSeq and is a predicted model, not a curated record. Gene Ontology annotation, molecular function: protein binding. NCBI's taxonomy places the organism in Eukaryota, Viridiplantae, Streptophyta, Magnoliopsida, Brassicales, Brassicaceae.